CGUAGUAAAGGGAGGUCGAACCCGUAUACCCUAUCUCUUACAUCGCCACAGUAGUGCCUGCAUUUCCUCUCUACAGCUAUACAGCGUACGUAGUGUAUUGUAGAUAUACCAUAAACGCAAACACACACACGCACACUGUAUUCACGUUGCCACUGUCAUGACGGGCCAAGUACACGCCGUCACAAGUUCGGAAGUACACGUUCCAGAGCUUCCCGUCAAACCCAUGUUGCGUGGUGUGCCGAGAGGAAUUAGUCAAUGCACGCAAGUAACAGAGUUUAGCGACGAUGGAGUCGCCGUAUCGGAAAGCGAGAGCUCGGAAGACGAGCACGCGGACGAAGACGAAGUGGAAAAGACAUCGGAAGUCACUCGCAGUAGUUCGACUCGGAUGAUGGCUGCAUGUACAUUAGGAGUAGUAGAUGAGCGAUCGGAUUCUUCCUCUACGAAAGAGUCGGAAAAGCGGGUUUCGCCCGUACCGGGAAGGCUCGAUUCAACAAACCAGGGUUCCAGAUCCAUCCGCUCUGAUCCCCCCAAGCCCUGUUUGAAACCCUACUCUCCGCAAGAGAUUCCUGUUCUUACCAAGAACAAACGAUGUGCUUGGAAGACAUUGCCAAAGCCCAAUCUCGAAGAAAUUCACCAACGGGUACGAACAGCCGCUCCGCGAGUGGAAGCUCGUCCAAGGCACGUAACCUUUCACCAAAUCAUUGUACGUGCCUACGAUCAGUGCAUCGGUGACAACCCCUGCGUUUCGUAUGGACCUCCGAUCAGUUUGGAUUGGGAGUACCAAGAAAUGGAAGCCAUUUCGCUGGACGAAUACGAAACAUCACGACCUCCUCGCCGUAAACCGCGACAACUCAUGCUUAACUACUACGCUCGCCGGAACAUUUUGUCCUUUUGUUUCGGGGCCACCGAAGAUGAACUCAAAAUUGCUUCGAAACUCGCCGACAAAUCGAAACGAGAGCGUAGCAUGACUCGUGCCUUUUUGCCGGCACUUGCCUUGGAGAACAUCGUGGAAUCGGCUAACCGCAAAACAAUGCGCUUUCGAUCCCGACGCAAGGCUGCGGCCGACGUAUAGCCGGUUGUCUCCGCCUCAUUUUUGAUUCUUUCUCCUGGGUUCCCACAAAGCAUGGCAGUCUUGCUGUGCGCUUUUGCCCAAACACCCUUUUGAUGCAUACACUAUCACAAUAACAUAAAUUUCU
This is a messenger RNA of Phaeodactylum tricornutum CCAP 1055/1, 1196 nucleotides long. RefSeq lists its product with no specific name. Bases 158 to 1072 code for a protein of 304 amino acids. NCBI's taxonomy places the organism in Eukaryota, Bacillariophyta, Bacillariophyceae, Surirellales, Neidiaceae. The transcript has a single exon. The record is from RefSeq and is a predicted model, not a curated record.